Molecule: messenger RNA, 2376 nt
Organism: Phytophthora sojae
Lineage: Eukaryota; Oomycota; Peronosporomycetes; Peronosporales; Peronosporaceae
Exons: 5
Coding region: 1-2376 (791 amino acids)
Source: RefSeq, a predicted model, not a curated record
AUGACGCACGUGGUCAUGUGCCGCUUCCUGCGCUUGGGCUGCAGCGAGGGCGAGCACCCGCUCUUCCGUCGCGAGUACGCCAGGAGCAACCGAGAGAAAGGGGUCAAGUUGCUGCGGUGCUUCCCGCACUGCUGUCCGGAGCACGUCAAACGCAGCUACUGCGGCUGCUCCGUGCACUUGCUCGUGACCUUCUCAGCAGACGUGAGCGAUGCCAAUGCUGCGCUGGACGAGGUGGUGGUGGCGACGCGGUUCGAGCCCUCGCAGGUGGCGCCGCUGUGGCCUGCAAGCCUGGCGGGUCUGUUCCGCGAUAUCGGCGCAGCGGGGGAUGACGACAGAUCCAGACACGACAAUGAGCGGAAGCUGGGUAUUGGGGAGACGGUUGAGCUCCCCGCGAGCUUGUUUGGACUUGAUGCAGCGUUACCGUCCAACAAGGGAGCCAUCUGGGUACGAGCGGAGAGGGAGAGCGACUCGAUGCAGCGCGCAUAUCCCAAGAAUACCGUUCUGUACGCCAUCAACAAGCGCCGGUUCCCCAAGUGGUUCUACAACUAUCACGGCAGCACCACGCGCACCCAGCGUGAAAUGACCCACCACCUCGUCGCCUACGUGUUCCACCGGAGCACUCCAGGGCAGUCGACAACCCAAAACGAUGGGGAUCCGCCGACUGCAGUCGUGUUGGCGCGGCACGCGUCGCCUGCCUUCAAGUUGGUGUCGUUUCGACGAUCGGGCGUCACUAGCAAUGAUGCUUGCUGCGAGUUGCCUGCGAUGAAUACCCCUCCACAAAUGUUUGACCUUUCUAGGGCUGCACACCAGCAGCAGCAGUACCAGCAGCAACGGCAACAGCGUGUCCAUGACGAACCUCAAUGGUAUCAGCAGCCCAACCCGCGUGAAGAUCCAAAGUACCCGUCAGACGUUAUUAGAGAGCGCUAUGCCUACGACAACAACGAGGAGAAGAGGAACCUCGGUAUUCCAUUCGUUCAUGGCAUUUUGGGCGUUGAUCCAAGAUCGUGCACGAGAGAACUUGGAUACCGUGAGAAGGGCCAGCAUCUUCUCAUCUUGUGGCAAUUCGUCAAGUACAUUUCACUCGAUGACAUCGGGAUCCGAGCUGACACCGUGGGCUCGUAUUUGAUGCGCACAGCAGCAGCCAGAUCGGACGUAGAUCUCGAGCAUAUAGCGGCCUCAAGCUUGAGCGAAAUCUUCGAUCGUGCCCACAGCAAUCGUGACCAGUCUCCGUUGCCUAUCUUUGGCAAAGCCUCACCGCCAUCAGCCACUGCACCAUCUCCAGACCCAGAGUGUGCUGUCAUCCGAGUGGUUGUGCGUCUCUUCUUGCGUGGAUUGUCUUCGUGGACUGUCAAGGAGCUUCUGUGUACAGCAUUCGGAAUGGGAAGCGCUUCGACAAGUAAAGAGAAGCUCCGCGAGCAGUUCACGUUGCUCGUCAACAGUCUGUACGACGUCCUGGACGAUACCCUGCGGGAAUUUGCGCGUGAUGACAGCGGUUCAACAUUCGGCAACCAAGACGUAUGCUUGCCUGCUCUCGCCGACGCUGUUCUGUCGCUCGUGUCCAGUCGAGCUCAAGUUCGGGAAUUUAUGAUAGUAACCGCGACUCCGCUUCCCGACAUGGUGCUGCAAGAGCGUACAGCGCGGAGGAUUGACAGAAGCGCUGCACUUCCGAAUCCGUUCUGCGGUCGGUGGGUGCUAGACCCGCAGUCGAUGCACGCUAUCAACGUCGCAUCGGAUCGAGUACAUGACGCACGCGGAAGUUUUCAGAUGACCGAUGCUGCCCAAUUCAUACGUGAGGUCGGAUGCAUCGAUAUCGAGGUAAACGUCUCAGUGCCGCGGCUUUCGGUCCAAUCGGUGCAUUCAUUUGCAACUGGAGCGUCCAAGACGGCGUCGUCGAUGCUCCUAGACGGUCGACUGCGCGUCUUCCGCGUGUUGCCCAGCGGUUUGUCGUCCAUGAUCGCGACGGCCGGUGGGUGGUCCAUCGGAGACUACGCUGGCGCAUUGUCAGACGAUGCGCAGUCGCUGAGCGUCGACUUCUUCGCGUUCGCGGAGGGGUAUCACCCUCAAUCUGGUGGCGAGAUAACGGUGGCCCGUCGAGUGAGUAUGACGCUGACGCUGGGGCAGGAAUACGGCGAGGCUGGAUCGGUGUCGACUAGAGGCGGUGGCGAAAGAGAGACGAGCAUACUCGUGCACGGGGUGGUUUACGGCUCUGCUCUGAAACCCGACACGGAAGCCUUGAACCCUGAUGCAGGCGACCCGAUCUCGGCGCGCAGGUUGUCCACCGCAUCAUGUGCCGAUCGAUCCGCCGUGUGGAGCGACUUGAGGUGGACGCCACUCAUCGAGAUGCAGGCAGACUACGUUGCCGUGGCACACGCGUAA